This is a messenger RNA of Phanerochaete carnosa HHB-10118-sp, 237 nucleotides long. RefSeq lists its product as uncharacterized. NCBI's taxonomy places the organism in Eukaryota, Fungi, Basidiomycota, Agaricomycetes, Polyporales, Phanerochaetaceae. The transcript is spliced from 2 exons. The annotation marks the transcript as partial. The record is from RefSeq and is a predicted model, not a curated record.
GACGGUCGCUUCCACACUGUGUGCGGUCACUUCAUCCCGAUGUCUAGUCGCACGCAAGACUGCUUGAGGCCUGACUGUCUGUUCAGUUCGCGCCACGCACACCCGACAGGUUGUAAGUCCUCCGCCUGCCAGCGGUUGAUGACUGUGCCGCAGCGCAAUCCAAUCAGGAUCAGCGAGACCAAAUGCGCAGACUGCCUCAUGCGCGAGCGCGAGAGCGGUAUGGUCGGCUAUGCUUAA